AUGGAAACCAAGCCAAAUGGCACCACUCACAAGAACACACAAAUACAAGAGAGCAUUUGACCACCCAAGCUUACUGAAAAUGAAGGCCUCAUAUGCAGCAAUUUGCUCUCUUCUAGUGCUGCUACUUAUGGCUGAAGCUCAGGUUUCAGUGGCAGUGACAUGCAGCCCAACAGAGCUGAGCUCCUGUGUGAGUGCCAUCACAUCUAAAACCCCGCCAUCUAAGCUAUGCUGCAGCAAGAUCAAGGAGCAAAAGCCUUGUCUCUGCCAGUAUCUCAAGAACCCAAACCUGAGGAAGUUUGUUAAUACUCCAAAUGCAAGGAAUGUUGCCAGCACUUGUGGCACUCCCUUCCCAAAGUGCUAGAUUAAUUGAUCACUAUAUUUAACCUUUGAAGGUUACUUUCUCUCCAUUUCUCUCUGCUUCAUGCAUCUUGCUGCAGAAUCUUGUGAAAAGAGAAUGUUGGAGAGAAAUUAAGAAAUUUUAUUGUUAUAAUUAUGAGUCUGGUGUGGUGGUGUAUCUUAAAAUGGUAAGUGUAGUAGAGGCAUUAGUGGUAAUGAGAAUGAUUUUCAGUCAUGGUGUCUCAUGUCACUGAUUUCAGUCUUUGGUGUGGUUAUGUUGUAUACUACUAGUUGUUGCCAUGGCAGUAUUUUAUAAUGAAAUUAAUUAUAAGUGUUGUCCUCUGAUA
Mangifera indica (mango) is the source of this 683-nucleotide messenger RNA. RefSeq names its product non-specific lipid-transfer protein 2-like. Bases 17 to 361 code for a protein of 114 amino acids. The transcript has a single exon. The record is from RefSeq and is a predicted model, not a curated record. Lineage: Eukaryota; Viridiplantae; Streptophyta; Magnoliopsida; Sapindales; Anacardiaceae. Gene Ontology annotation, biological process: lipid transport.